CACUCAAACGCACGUAGUGGAACAGACGGUUUGUAUUCAGCACCAGUGCUGGAACAGCUCCUUUCCUCCGCGUGCUGGGGCGAUGUGCGCGCGCAGUUACUUGGCUUUUUUACGUGGGAACCGAUGUGCAUAUAGCUAUAUAUUCUAUAGCUAUAAAAGACCUCCGUUUCACUUCUAGUAUGGGCCACUGUCAUUAGUGUUAUAUUUGCGUAUAUUUUCUUUUAAAAUAUAUUUGUUUUGUUAUUCGUGUGAAAGCAGGAAAAGGUGGUGAGUGUUGGACACACAGACUUGCUGCUUCUAUAGUGUGUGUGUGUGUGUGUGUUUGGACAGGGGAAAGCUUUCGCAGUGUGUAAUACGUCAUUGCAAUCCAGGAGAAUUCUCCUCGGUCCUGUCUCUCUCUAGUCCGGCCGGACCUUCUACAGAAGCGACUUGCGCUGACAAUUUCAGCAGGCAAACUAAUGGGACAACCGAGGUGUUUGGAACCUUUCCCCCCUUCUCACUGAAUUUCUUGGAAAAGGACACAGAUUCACCCGAAGAGAAAACAAGUCAAAUCAAAAUGACGGCCGAGACCUCCGAGGGUGACGGGUUCUCCGUACCGCUGUGCUCCUACAGCGGGGCUUCCCAAACUAACGGCACCUGCAUGGACCAGAUGGAGCGAUUCUUCCCACCUUUUUCCUCGACGUUUGCGCUCAUCGUGCUCGUGACCAUGAUUGUAGGGAUCAUAUUUGUCUCUCUGGCUACAUUCCACUUCCACAAGAGGAGGAUGAGGAAGAGGAAGAUUCAACGUGCCCAAGAGGAAUACGAGCGCGACAGCCGCAGCCCAGUGUCCUCCAUGGGUAAGCGGGAGACAACGAGACCGUGUAUCAUUGUCCGGCCCGCGGCUAGAGAUAAGGGGCACCGGCCGCUCUUCCCGGUCAUCCAGAAAUGUGAUCAAAAUACCAGUUGUCUCAUUGAAGAGUCUGGAAACCCGCCAACAGCAAAGAACGCAGCAAAAAUAGAUAUCCCACACAUCAAAGGAGACGGACCACUGGAAGCUAGAUAAGGGGCACCGGCCGCUCUUCCCGGUCAUCCAGAAAUGUGAUCAAAAUACCAGUUGUCUCAUUGAAGAGUCUGGAAACCCGCCAACAGCAAAGAACGCAGCAAAAAUAGAUAUCCCACACAUCAAAGGAGACGGACCACUGGAAGCUGUCACCUCGUCUUGAUAAGUCUGCAGUUGGAACCGGGAAACGGAACUGUAGAUACACCAAAUAUUCACGUUUUAUUUCAGGGGAAACUGACUGAAAGAAGCUCUCUGUCAUCCACUUGGAAUUAAGAAAAGCAAUAUGGCACAAUGAAGACCCCGUGACCUCCAGGAACAGACAACCUGCUGAAACGUUCACGAACAUUUCGAGGGAAUCGAUCCGUGUCAAAUCUGUAAAUGUUGUAUAAAAGUUGAGUACGUCAGUCUAUUAGUAUACCGUCGUGGAAUGACUUCAGCAACGGACAAUUUGUUAUGAUGUAAAUGAACGAAAGGUUGACAUUUCUAGACCUGGCGCGAGGGUUGGACAGCGUGCAUGCUCUCCGAGGUGCUGAAAUGUAGAUCCAUUUUCCUCCCGCUUAUUAAUGUGCCUCUUACACAAUACUUUGUGUUGAUGUUUAUUGCAACUCGUCUUUAAGUAUUUCCACGGCCUAUGUAAACUAGUAGCCUUCCAGUAAGCAGUCCAUGACUUUAUAUUUACGAAAGUUUUCUUUUUUUCUUCUGAUGAUAAUUCCUUAAAGAACCUGUGCACAUCCCCUUCACACCACCCGUCCCCAAACAAUACAGCUUUGCUUUAUGUAUUAAUCAUUUGCCUUUUAUCAUGCUUCUAAUGGGUGGCAGUACAUUUAAUGUAAAAUGUGGUGAAAGUGCUGGCACCCUAUAGCAAGGUUUCAAUCGUACUGUGUGGUCUUUUAAGGUAGUGCUGCUGCAUAGAGGACUGACUCAUUACUGGAAGUUCCGAUAUUUUUCUUCAAAUUGCUUAUUUUUGGUAGUAGUUGAAAGUACACCCUUGUCUUCUCCCUAACGCCUGUUAAGACCGCAAGGUAGCACGUGUUACUUCCUCUAUAGGUCGUUAUCUCCCAUUGGGACCUUCUGGGGUACGGUCAAAUUGAGCCCUAAGCAUUUUAAAUAUUUAUGAUGUAUCCUCUGAAAUGUAAUAAACGAGGAAUCAUUG
Molecule: messenger RNA, 2192 nt
Organism: Osmerus eperlanus (European smelt)
Lineage: Eukaryota; Metazoa; Chordata; Actinopteri; Osmeriformes; Osmeridae
Exons: 2
Coding region: 557-1042 (161 amino acids)
Source: RefSeq, a predicted model, not a curated record